AUGAAAUAUACGAAGCGCUCCCAGGUCUGGGUGUUGAUCGGCGUUCCGCUCUGCGUUCUUGGAAUGGGUGCACUUCUCUAUCUAGCAGACAUGGGAGAUGGUCGCAGUGGAAAUGAAGCAUCUUUCGUGGCAGCCAAGUCAUUGAUUGGUAUUGGUCGUGAGUUCUACCAAACGGCUGCACAGGUCUCAGUUCAGGCCGUGGUCUCGCGGCAGGAUGUUUCCGUUGUUACUGCAGUAUUUUUCGCAUCAAUGAGCGUCGGUGGUGCAAUUGGGACAAGCGUCGCCGGGGCAAUAUGGCGAAACACUCUCCCCAAAAAGCUGCAGCAAUAUCUUCCUAGUGAACUGAAGGGCCAAGCCAAUUCUAUCUUCGGAUCAAUUGUGGUAGCUCGAAGAUAUGCCAUGGGUACCGAAGCUCGUUAUGCCAUCAAUCGCAGCUACCGAGAGUCGCAAAGACUACUUGCGAUUGCGGGCCUUGUUUCACUUUCAAUGAUGCUUAUUGUGAUGUUGUUCUUGAAGAACGUGAAGCUAGGUGAAGACAGUAGGACAGAGACAGAAGAGAAAGACCAAGCUCAUGGGACCGCAGAAAAGGAAACAGAGAACAGUCACUCCUGA
Penicillium samsonianum is the source of this 612-nucleotide messenger RNA. RefSeq lists its product as uncharacterized. Lineage: Eukaryota; Fungi; Ascomycota; Eurotiomycetes; Eurotiales; Aspergillaceae. Gene Ontology annotation, molecular function: siderophore-iron transmembrane transporter activity. Bases 1 to 612 code for a protein of 203 amino acids. The record is from RefSeq and is a predicted model, not a curated record. Gene Ontology annotation, biological process: siderophore transmembrane transport. The transcript has 2 exons.